AUGAGCAAGAGGACUCAUCAAGCAACUCUUAGAGACGUGUUCUCAGAAUAUGGAGAGGUAGUAGAUUCUUUCAUUGUAUAUAGGAACCAGAAGAGGGUAGGCAAAAACAAAACAUUUGCUUUUGUCCGAUUCAAAAGAUGGUUGGACACCGUCCGAGCUGUUGAAAGAGGUGAUAAAAGGAAGUUAGACGGCUUUAUGAUUAGAGUUUUCAUGGAGAAGAAUGUCGAGCGUCAUCACAAUAAUCCAAGAGAUAAGAAACAGAAUGGUACAACUAGGGGGGCAAACGUCUCGUAUGUAUGGAGAAAACGAGAAAGCUUAAAGGAUACCAGAUCCUUUAAGGAAGCACACGCCUAG
Hibiscus syriacus is the source of this 354-nucleotide messenger RNA. Its product is annotated as transformer-2 protein homolog beta-like. The coding region runs from base 1 to 354 and encodes 117 amino acids. Gene Ontology annotation, molecular function: RNA binding. The record is from RefSeq and is a predicted model, not a curated record. Lineage: Eukaryota; Viridiplantae; Streptophyta; Magnoliopsida; Malvales; Malvaceae. The transcript has a single exon.